Messenger RNA from Cryptomeria japonica (Japanese cedar), 3065 nucleotides. Its product is annotated as putative pentatricopeptide repeat-containing protein At3g49142. Lineage: Eukaryota; Viridiplantae; Streptophyta; Pinopsida; Cupressales; Cupressaceae. Gene Ontology annotation, biological process: RNA modification. The record is from RefSeq and is a predicted model, not a curated record. The coding region runs from base 302 to 2410 and encodes 702 amino acids. The transcript has a single exon. Gene Ontology annotation, molecular function: protein binding; RNA binding.
UGUCCUGUGAGGGGUUCUCUGUCCUUGUUUUUGUUUUUGUUUUUGUUUUGUUGAAAUUACUUUCAACAACGUUUGGGAAUGUUCUUCUCGAAGGAUAUCGGUAUCCAGGUGAGCUUGCGAGGUCCAGGUUACCAGAUACAGAAUCCUGUCGGGAGAUAGUUAUGAAUGGGUAAAAGCACUCAUUUAUUAGUAUUGACCACUCACGAGAAAUGGGUUAGUAGAGAAGCGAUUGAAGUAUUAGUACUGUAAACAGUGAUCUGACAACUAGCGGGUUUCAAGGAAUUCCAAUGGUGGAAUUAAGAUGUUAUUCUUUUGCCUGCAUCCUAUUUCCCUCGCAUGGAAUUCCAGUCAUGUUAACUUAAACAUUCAUUUCACUAGCUUACAAUGGAUUGCUUACUUGGCAUUCAUUCAAUUGGUUUGUAUUGCAUUAUUAAGGCUUGCCAGUAAUGUUAUUCAUGACACAAUUAUGACAAUAAAAACCACUAUUUUACAGCACCAAAAAAACCCAAAUUAUGUUUCAUGUUGUACUCUGUUAGAAGAGUUCUUUGCGAGGAUUAAUACUUUCACAGAAACCCAACAACUGCAUGCGAAAAUUGUCUUAAGUGGUAACCAGCAAGAUGGCUUAUUCGGAGCAAAUCUUAUGAACGCUUAUUUCAACUGCAGACGUUUUGAAGAUGCACGCCAAGUGUUUAACAAAAUUCCAAAACCAAACAAAAUACAUUGGAAUACCUUAAUCAAAGGAUAUGCCAUUAAUGGUUACUGUGAGGAAGCUCUUGAGCUAUAUCAUCAAAUGCUAGUGGCAGCUCUGUAUCCUAAUGUUUUUACGUUCCCCUUUGUUGUGAAAGCAUGUGCCGAUUUAGCAGCUCUGCAACAAGGUAGGUGUAUCCAUAAACGCACAAUCAGAAGUGGGUUGGACUCUAAUAUUUAUGUAGGGAGUGCCCUGAUAGAUAUGUAUGCAAAAUGCAGGAAAAUGGAGGAUGCAUGCAAAGUGUUUAACAAAAUGUCUGAAAGAAAUAUAAUUUCAUGGACUGCCAUGAUUGCAGGGUUUGCCCAGAAUGGUAAUGCUAAAAAAGCCCUGGAAGUAUUUCAUCAGGUGCAAGUGGAGGGCAUGAAGCCGAACUCUGUUACGAUCACGAGUCUUCUUCCUGCGUGUACAAUCUUGUCAGCUGUGCAUCUUGGAAAAGAAAUUCAUGGUUGUUUGGUAAAAGGUGUAUUUGACUUUGAUGUUGUCGCCGCAAAUGCUCUGGUAGACAUGUAUGGUAAGUGUUCUGUCAUAGAUUAUGCACGGAAAGUGUUUGACAACAUGUCAACACGAACUGCGAACUCGUGGAAUGCUAUGAUUGUAGGUUAUACUCGGAACAGAAAUUGUGAUGAGGCCUUGAGACUUUUUCACCAAAUGCAAGAAGCAAGCGUUGGUCCAGACUCAGUUACUUGGAAUGCAAUGAUAUCGGGAUAUGCCCAGAAUGGAUACGCGAAUGAGGCCUUCCAUUUCACUCGCACAAUGCAGCUGGCAGAUGUCAAACCCAUUUCGAUCACAAUAUUAAGUAUCCUUCCUCUAUGUGCAAAGCUAGGAGCUCUGCAAAAAGGUAGAGAAAUUCAUGGAUUCGUAGUUAGAAGAGAAUUAGAAUCAGAGACAAGUGUGGGGAACGCCCUUUUGGACAUGUAUGCCAAAUGUGGGAAUAUAGAAAUUGCAAACAAAGUAUUUCAUAAGAUAACUCAAAGAGAUACAAUCUCAUGGACGAUAAUAAUUGCAGCCCAUGGGAUGCAUGGGCGUGGGAGAGAUUCUCUCAUACUUUUCCAGAAAAUGCUCCAAGAAGAUAUUAAACCAAACCGCAUCACCUUUAUUGGUGUUCUCUCUGCCUGCAGUCAUGCAGGCUUGGUGGAUGAAGGCUGGCACUGCUUUCAUUGCAUGAUUCAAGAGUUUUCUCUCACACCAUGGGUGGAGCAUUAUGCAUGCAUGGUGGAUCUCCUUGGCCGUGCUCACAAACUGGAUGAGGCAUGUGAAUUGAUCAAAAUGAUGCCAAUCGAGCCUGGUGCUGGUGUCUGGGGAGCAUUGCUUAGUGCCUGUAGAGUUUAUCACAAUAUAGAGCUAGGAGAAUAUGCAGCAGAACAGCUUUUCAAAUUAGAGCCUCUCAAUUCUGGGAACUAUAUACUGCUGUCAAACAUCUAUGCUGAGAGUGGUAGAUUGGAUGAAGCCAGAAACAUAAGAGUGAUGAUGAAAGACAAGGGAGUGAAAAAAACCCCAGGAUGCAGCUGGAUUGAGAUCAAGGAAGGAAUUCAUCAAUUCUUUGUAGGAGAUGUAUCACACCCUGAAACGGAGAAAAUUUAUGCAAUGUUGGAAAAAUUAUAUCAGCUGUUGAGAGCAGCAGGGUAUGUGCCUGAUACACGCUUUGCCCUACAUGAUGUAUGAUUAAAGAAGGGAGCUGCUUUUGCAAGUGGCAGCAAAAUGCUCCCCAUAUUUCGACUUUUUCAAUACAUGCCUUUUGACAACCAUUCAUUAAAUAUACAAGGUUUGAGCCAGUACCAUUGUAUUCAUGCACCAGAAAGAUUAAACAGACUAAUACUGUUUCCUUGCUUACUGGGUUUUAGUACCAUUGUUUUUGAUAACGAUGUUAUUGGGAUCAGAGAGGCAAUGAAGUUAUGGAGAGGAGGCUUCUGAUUUUUCUCAGCAGGUGCUGCUGAAAAAUUGAGGGGCUCAUGAUAAAAGAAAAAUCUGCUGUGCUUGCACUUUAUAGGAGACUGUUAAAUAUACAACAUGUUAAUAGAAAUAGAAGUUAUAAAUUCAGAGUCACUAGAUUUGGUGCCACUGGCAAAAAUAUUUCCUAUCUCAGCAGGUACUGCAAUCCUCCAGACCCCCUUUUGUAUAGUCUGCUUAUAAAUUAUACGGAAAAACAAGCCCGUUCUGAUUUAUCAAGUAAAGAAUCUAACUUCUCCUGUUUACAGAAUUUUAAACUAGAAUGGGGUCAUCUGCACAUUGAAAAGUGGAGUGGGAGUCCCAUCCAUGGAAAUGUUCCCUACUAAUCGCUCUGGCAAGUAUCAAAUAUAAGCUUGUGUGUCUUUAAAUU